This is a messenger RNA of Closterium sp. Naga37s-1, 546 nucleotides long. Lineage: Eukaryota; Viridiplantae; Streptophyta; Zygnematophyceae; Desmidiales; Closteriaceae. The record is from the annotation of a GenBank genome assembly.
AUGUUUGAUACAAGUGUCACCUGGUUUCUUCCAAUGUAUCCCCUCGAUUUCACCGAGAUUCAUGCAGUGGAAGUGGAAACUGACCUGUUCCAGAAACCAUCUACACCGCCGCUUGAGGUACCGGCAUACGAGAUCAACACGCAAUCUCGUGUGCGACCAUUUGGCAGGGGCCCUGCAGGCUUCCCUGCGUGGCUGAUGGACCGCGUUCACCCCUACAACUUCUUCAUCUCUUCUCAGGACAACCAAGAAGAGAACACGGUGAACGUGACUCGAUGGCUGCUGGACGAGCUGCAGCUGACAGAAGACGACACGGUGAUAGUGAAGAUGGACAUAGAGGGGGCGGAGUGGGCCGUGCUGCACGAGUGGCUGGCCAUCCCCCGCAUGCGCGCCAUCGUGGACGAGCUCUUUGUGGAGGUGCACUACCACCACCCCUCCAUGGAGGCCUUCACGUGGACACCAGACAAGUUCAACCGCACGCUAGAUGAGACAACACGGUUGUUGACCGACUUGAGAAGAGCUGGGUUCUAUGUUCACCCAUGGCCAUAG